Vigna angularis (adzuki bean) is the source of this 907-nucleotide messenger RNA. RefSeq lists its product as uncharacterized. Gene Ontology annotation, molecular function: acyltransferase activity, transferring groups other than amino-acyl groups. The transcript has a single exon. NCBI's taxonomy places the organism in Eukaryota, Viridiplantae, Streptophyta, Magnoliopsida, Fabales, Fabaceae. Bases 62 to 718 code for a protein of 218 amino acids. The record is from RefSeq and is a predicted model, not a curated record.
CAUGGUCUUGGGCGGCUAGCGAAGUCAACAAUGGCUUACUGCAGCCUUCCUUUAAAAUAUUAUGCCCUUCGUUUUCUUCUUCUUCCAUUCAAGUUCCUUUUCAGUGUUUCAUAGAUACUGUAAAAUUCAGAAUCCCAUCAUCAACCCAAUGGAGAAAUCAGAAGAAAAAGAAGAAAGUGUCGAUUUGAGUGGAAUAUCUCUUCGACCCCUUGAGCUCUCUGACCUGGAUGAUGUCUUGGUGUGGACCUCCGAUGAAAAGGUGGCAGCUUUCUGCACUUGGGAUCCUUAUAGUAGCAAAGAAGAGGGCAUCAAUUUCAUCCAAAACAUAGCCAGCAAGUUUGCGUGGUGCAGAGCAAUAUGCCUGAACGACCGUGCUAUUGGGUGUGUUUCUCUUUCCUCCAAUUCAGAGCAUGAUAAAAGCAGGAACAGAUCCUUGGAACUUGGCUAUGUUAUUGGUUCCAAAUACUGGGGUAAAGGGGUUGCUACAGUGGUUGUGAAAGAAGUGGUUAAGGUUGCUUUCACUGAGCAGUGGUUGGCAGACUUGGAGAGGAUUGAAGCUCUUGUUGAUGUGAUGAAUGUUGGGUCUCAGAGAGUGCUGGAAAAAGCUGGUUUUCAGAGGGAGGGAAUUCUUCGGAAGUAUGUGUUCAACAAAGGAAAAACCAGAGAUAUGGUGAUGUUCAGUGUUCUCUCUACUGAUCCUCACCUUUCAUCUACUUAAUUUGUUUCUCAUCCCAUCAUUUUUAUUGGCAGAACUCAUCAUUUCAUUUCCAUUGCGUGAUAUUAUAAACCGCUUGAUUCCUCUGUCUAAAGUAUUCACUUGCAAAAUUAAGAACCAAUUCUUUCUGUAAGGAGAUCUUUUGCUGGUGAUCACAGGCAUACAAUUAAGAACUUCUGUAACCCUUAUUUA